GCCGACAGCUGCCGGAGUUUACCGAAUGCCACGUUAACAAACGUGCGUUACUACAGUUGGGUACCGAAAACAGCAGUGAACAUGGAUCUGACACAGAUAGCAUGUGUUUUAUUUUUCUUUUUCUUCGCUUCAAUAGACUGUUUAAUGUUUCAUUUGCCUGCGAAUUCCAAAAAAUGUUUACGAGAGGAGAUCCAUAAGGAUGUCUUGGUGACCGGUGAUUACGAACUGUCAGACGCGCCGGGUCAGAAAGCAACACUCACGGUCACAGACUCCAAGGGCCACAUACUCUACACCAAAGAUGAUGCUAAGAAAGGAAAGUUUGCAUUUACAACAGAAGAGUAUGAUAUGUUUGAAGUUUGUUUCCAGACUAAGUUGAUUGGAGGUGGACACGGUGGGGACAGAGAGGUGACAUUGGACAUGAAGCACGGAAUUGAGGCCAAGAGUUAUGAUGAUCUUGCAAAGGCAGAAAAGCUGAAACCUCUGGAGGUUGAGCUAAGAAGACUUGAGGAUCUUUCUAAAUCCAUAGUUGAUGAUUUUGAAUAUAUGAAAGAAAGAGAGAAGGAAAUGAGAGAUACAAAUGAGUCUACCCACUCACGUGUCAUGUACUUCAGUAUUUUCUCCAUGUGUUGUCUCCUGGGCUUGGCCACAUGGCAAGUGCUCUAUCUACGACGAUACUUCAAGGCCAAGAAACUCAUCGAAUAAACACCAAUAAUAUUAGAUUUAACCAAUUAUCUGUAAUCCCUCUGGGAGAGUGGUCUCCCUUUCAUGAAAUAAGCAUUUCUAUUUAUUUUUGGAUAAUUAUAAUUUAAAGGUAUUGAUUAAGAAGGAGAGUCCAAUUAUUUUUGAAGUAAAGAUAAAUUCAUUGAAGAGGUUUUUGAUGGGAAAUCAUCUGUACCAGUUUAGUCUAAAUUGAAUUAUUGUCAUAACAUUCGAUGUUUUGCAUGCUUGUCUGUCAGAAAUAUAAUUAAGUACGAUCUUCAAUGCAAUAGUUUUCAUAAGACAAGGAUUUCUUUUCAUCAGUUAUUUAACCAAUGUUGGAAGUGAUCCAAAGAAAGUUUAAAGUUGGUCAUCUAAAGUGUAGUGUUCAAAUGUUAUGUCUUGGCAUUUUUAUCUAUUAAUGAAAAACUUAAUUACAUGAUGACAAGUGCUACCAUCAACAUACAUUAACGAGAUUAUCGAAAGUAAAUUCUUGAUCAAUUUAGGACAGUUAACAAUUAUGUAGUAAGCAAUGUUUUAUAUUUUACUCCUUUGACCUUGUCAUUCAUCUGUCCAUCCCCAUAAUGUACAUCACUCUGGCUGAUGAGAUGUACAGAUGCUUUCCCAUUAAAACCUCUCAACCUCUUUUAUUAUGAUUUUAAGAUUUUUCUGUUCAUAACUUUUUAUAAAGAGAUUGCAAUUUAUGCAUUCAAAGUUCAUCCUUUAUAAAAAAGAAAUUUAACCUAGAUAUAUAAAGCUAAAAUACCAUUUAGGAAAUGUGUAAAAUUACAAAAGUUUCUCAAUUAAUCUGUUACAUCAGUCCAAGUUUCUGAGUUUGGUUAGUCCCAUAUUUCCUCUUCAUUUCGGUAUGGUAUUUAAUAAGUUUAUUUUAAAUCAUUUCUCUGUUUUUGGUUUUUUUUUUUCUAAACAAAUACUCUGGUUUAUGGUGAAAACAUAAUAUACUGCCUUUAUAAAUGAAGUUCCAUCAUAAAAAAAAUAUUUCUUUUGUGAACUUUGUACAUUAAAAUUACUUAAAUUUAUCAGCACAUCUUUUAAUACAUACAUUUUGCCAUGGUGCAGGAAUGAUAUUCAGAAUAUUUUUACCUUACAAUUUAAAGUGCUUUUGAUGUGAAAAAUAAGUAAUAUUUUGUAGGCAAAUUUCUGAAUAUGCAUUUUUGAGGGAAGCAGAAUGCUUCAUCAGUACAGUUGUACUUGUAUAGUGGUAGGGUGUUCAUUGCUUUAUAGAUUUAGUCAGUAUGUUGAUAUGGUGGGAGAGAGAGAGAAAUUAAUGGAGUGUUUCAUUAUAUUCUUGAAAGGAUGUGCACUUGUAAGAAGACUAGAUGAUUUUGGAUGAGAGGGAGCAGGUCGUCAGUGCUGUUAUUAAAUUCAGUCUAUAGAAUUAUGUAGUAGCUUUAAAACAAAAUCUUUCUAAAUUAUUGAGAUUUGUUAAGUUCAUAUCCAUUGUUAUGUAUUAUGCGUCAUGAUCUUGCAUAAAAAGAGAAAAAGUAUAUAUUUUAUUGAAUGAUGCCAUAUCACUUUCUGAGAAUGCUUUAUUAUUAAGUGUUAAAAUAAUUCAAUCAUGUAUGAUAUCAGAAAAUAAACAGCAUUGAUUUUAUUGGGGUAACAUGGAUUUGAUCAACAACACAAAAGAUCGAUUGAUGUUGUAUCUAAUCCUGGUUUGUGUGUGUAUGUAUGUGUGUGUGCCUGCCUCGUGACAUCUGCAUAUUAACCAGGGUCUGUUGUAAACCAUUAUGUAUCAAAGUGAGAAAUCAUGUGAAUGUCAUCGUUGUAAUAGUUUUAAAGGCGUAUAAAUACACCUGAUGCAGCACUGAAGUGUGAAUGUCGUGUAAGAUGUUUAUCUGUGGUAGUCGUCAUUUUCUAGUUAAAACAAUCUGUUUCUUGUCUCAAGUCUCAAAAGUGGGAUGGAGCCUUUGUUCAAAGCUUCAAUACAUUUUAGUUAAAUAAGUCCAAUUAUUUUUUUCAAAUUUGUUCAAUAUAUUGAAACAUCAAAAGUUUUCAAUUAUUUUGAUUUCAACAAAAUAUUUUUUUUUUACAAGUGUAGACAUCAGAGAAAUUUGAUAUUUUUGAGAAAAAUGUAAAGUAUGUGUUGAUGUGAUUUUAAGCUCUAAAGAAUUGAUGCUUGUAGAUUUGAAAUGUACAUGUAGAUAUUCAUUAUUUUGUUAUUUAUGAGUUGAUUUUGAGAGUAAGUAUUAACUAUAAUGAGUGGUCCUAAUGUUUUUCCCAUUUUCCCCUGCCUCAGUGGUGAUGUUUCCCAUAUAAUUUUCGUAAGUCUGGAAUUCAAUAAAAGUGAAUGUCAGAGAAAAUUGUGAUUUACAAUUGUAAAUAUUUUCCUGGAAAAAUGGUGAAUAAAUGAGACAUGAAUUACCA
Pecten maximus is the source of this 3084-nucleotide messenger RNA. RefSeq names its product transmembrane emp24 domain-containing protein 10-like. Gene Ontology annotation, cellular component: COPII-coated ER to Golgi transport vesicle; endoplasmic reticulum-Golgi intermediate compartment; Golgi apparatus. Gene Ontology annotation, biological process: endoplasmic reticulum to Golgi vesicle-mediated transport; intracellular protein transport; Golgi organization. The record is from RefSeq and is a predicted model, not a curated record. The coding region runs from base 82 to 702 and encodes 206 amino acids. The transcript has 5 exons. Lineage: Eukaryota; Metazoa; Mollusca; Bivalvia; Pectinida; Pectinidae.